AUGGCGCCUACUCCAAGUUUAAUCUCUCAUGCUUUCCGCCUGUGUUUCUCCUCCAAGAUCGCGUUCGUCCUUCGCCUCGUCCUCGGAUGCGCUGCAUUUGCGCUCGUAGUCCUUACGUACAUCUGCUACUGGACCAUAUUUGCCACCGGCCUCUCGCCGCAGGCGGAGGAGUUCCGCGACACGUGGGACUCGUGCGUGACGCAGCGCGCGGGACAUCUAUUCAAGCUAAACAUGCUGUCGGAUCUGCAUUCGCAGAAGUGCACGGAUCUGGUAGAAGCCGCCGUCGCCAAAGGGGAGGCAUUGAUGGCGCGCGGGCGGGACUUGCGUGAACGCGGGGAGGCGGAGCACCAGGUUGCUGACGGGUGCACGGUGACGUACGACGCGAGGGCGGAUCCGUGGGAUAACCAUCCGCUGCCUCCUAACAGGUUCUCCCAGUCGGGAUCAUGCCUGCUGGAGUGGGUAAUCUACUCGUCUGAAUGCGGGGUAAACAUGGUGCGCCUCGCGGAUUUCGCGCACAUGGCGGGGAUCAGCUUCUCCAUAAUCGGAAGCCGCCAGCCGUGGACGGGCCAAGGCGGCCGCCUGCGCGCCAUCCGCGACUUCCUCGCGGCGCUGCCGCGUGAUCGCGUCGUGAUCACCACCGACGCCGACGACGUCUUUCUCAUGCCGCACCCCAGAUGCCGCCCGCAAAACUUCCUCGACGCCUUCUUCGCGCUCAACGCGCCCGUAGUUUUCGGCGCGGAGAUAUUCUGCUGGCCGGAUUGGAGGAAGCUAGAGCCGUACUUUCCUCAUAAAAGAGAUUCGUCUGUGAAUCGGUUUCUUAAUGCGGGAGCUUAUGGCGGGUACGCGUGGGCGGUGGCGGAGAUCAUCGAUCUGAUCUACGUGCGCGACUGCAUGCAGGACCAGCGCGGGUUCAUUCUCGCGUUCCUCGCGCAGCAGUACCUCUUCCGCGACAUGCCGCGCGCGCCCAACCCCGACCCCUCCGCCGUGCGCGCCGCGUGGGAAUCGCCGAGCGACGUGGCGGAUGCGGUGCGCGCGCAGGCGGAGGCGGCGGAGUCGGCGAGCAGAGCGGCGUGGCGGAACAACCGCACGGUGCAGUUCGACUCCGCCAUGUCGCCGUUCCACCGCCUGCCCGCCAAGCCUAAGCAGCGCGUCAUGGACGAAGCGCGGCGCGCCGGGCACAGGGGCGCGGCGGCGGUGAUGGCGGCGCCGUUCAUGAAGCUGGACCACUACAGCUCGCUGUUCAUGCACCUGGGGGGUCUCAACUGGGACAACUUCACGAUUCUGGGUACAGGGGAGCAGGCGCUGGUGCGACAGGUUAAUUCGGGGGGGGAGGCAUGCAUCUUGCACCAGCAGGGGAAUAAGCUCACCAAUAUCUCCAUGCCUUAUAUAAUGAAGGAUACAGGUUUGGAGGAGCUGAGAGAGGCGCGAGGGGUACUAGCUGAAUCUAGCUGUGUUGAGGUCUGUUGUAGCAAAGAAGGGGAUGGGGGGAAGCAGGGAAGGGGAUGGGGGAAGCAGGGAAGGGGAUGGGGGAAAGCAGGGAAGGGGAUGGGGGGAAGCAGGGAAGGGGAUGGGGGAAAGCAGAGAAGGGGAUGGGGGGAAGCAGAGAAGAGUUUGGGGGGAAGCAGAGAAGGGGAUGGGGAAAAGCAGGGAAGGGGAUGGGGGGGAAGCAGAGAAGGGGAUAGGGGGAAGCAGGGAAGGGGAUGGGGGGAAGCAGGGAAGGGGAUGGGGGGAAGCAGUGAAGGGGAUGGGGGAAAGAAGAGAAGGGGAUGGGGGGAAGCAGUGAAGGUGAUGGGGGAAAGCAGAGAAGGGGAUGGGGGGAAGCAGGGAAAGGGAUGGGGGGAAGCAGGGAAGGGGAUGGGAGGAAGCAGGGAAGGGGAUGGGGGAAAGAAGAGAAGGGGAUGGGGGGAACCAGGGAAGUGGAUGGGGGGAAGCAGGGAAGGGGAUGGGGGGAAGCAGGGAAGGGGAUGGGAGGAAGCAGAGAAGGGGAUGGGGGGAAGCAGGGAAGGGGAUGGGGGGAAGCAGGGAAUGGGAUGUGGGGAAGCAGAGAAGAGGAUGGGGGGAAGCAGAGAAGGGGAUGGGGGAAAGCAGGGAAGGGGAUGGGGGGAAGCAGUGAAGGGAAUGGUGGGAAGCAGGGAAGGGGAUGGGGGGAAGCAGGGAAGGGGAUGGGGGGAAGCAGAGAAGGGGAUGGGAGGAAGCAGAGAAGGGGAUGGGGGGAAGCAGGGAAGGGGAUGGGGGGAAGCAGGGAAGGGGAUGGGGGGAAGCAGGGAAGGGGAUGGGGGGAAGCAGGGAAGAGGAUGGCGGAAAGCAUGGAAGGAGAUGGGGGGAAGCAGGGAAGGGGAUGGGGGGAAGCAGAGAAGGGGAUGGGGGGAAGCAGAGAAGGGUAUGGGGGGAAGCAGGGAAGGGGAUGGGGGGAAGCAGGGAAGGGGAUGGGGGGAAGCAGAGAAGGGGAUGGGGGGAAGCAGGGAAGGGGAUGGGGGGAAGCAGGGAAGGGGAUGGCGGGAAGCAGGGAAGGGGAUGGGGGGAAGCAGGAAAGGGGAUGGGGGGAAGCAGGGAAGGGGAUGGGGGGAAGCAGAGAAGGGGAUGGGGGGAAGCAGGGAAGGGUAUGGGGGGAAGCAGGGAAGGGGAUGGGGGGAAGCAGGGAAGGGGAUGGGGGGAAGCAGAGAAGGGGAUGGGGGGAAGCAGGGAAGGGGAUGGGGGGAAGCAGGGAAGGGGAUGGCGGGAAGCAGGGAAGGGGAUGGGGGGAAGCAGGAAAGGGGAUGGGGGGAAGCAGGGAAGGGGAUGGGGGAAAGAAGAGAAAGGGAUGGGGGGAAGCAGAGAAGGGGAUGGGGGAAAGCAGAGAAGGGGAUGGGGGGAAGCAGGGAUGGGAGGAAGCAGAAAAGGGGAGGGGGGAAGCAGGGAAGGGGAUGGGGGGAAGCAGAGAAGGGGAUGGGGGGAAGCAGGGAAGGGGAUGGGGGAAAGCAGGGAAGGGGAUCGGGGGAAGCAGAGAAGGGAAUGGGGGGAAGCAGAGAAGGGGAUGGGGGGAAGCAGGGAAUGAGAUGUGGGGAAGCAGAGAAGGGGAUGGGGGAAAGCAGAGAAGGGGAUGGGGGGAAGCAGGGAGAGGGAUGGGGGGAAGCAGGGAAGGGGAUGGGGGGAAGCAGGGAAGGGGAUGGGGGAAAGAAGAGAAGGGGAUGGGGGGAAGCAGAGAAGGGGAUGGGGGAAUGCAGAGAAGGGGAUGCGGGGAAGCAGUUAAGGGGAUGGGGGGAAGCAGGGAAGGGGAUGGGGGGAAGCAGGGAAGGGGAUGGGGGAAAGCAGGGAAGGGGAUGGGAGGAAGCAGAGAAGGGGAUGGGGGGAAGCAGGGAAGGGGAUGGGGGGAAGCAGGGAAGGGGAUGGGGGGAAGCAGGGAAGAGGAUGGGGGAAAGCAGGGAAGGAGAUGGGGGGAAGCAGGGAAGGGGAUGGGGGGAAGCAGGUAAGGGGAUGGGGGGAAGCAGAGAAGGGGAUGGGGGGAAGCAGGGAAGGGUAUGGGGGGAAGCAGAGAAGGGGAUGGGGGGAAGCAGGGAAGGGGAUGGGGGGAAGCAGGGAAGGGGAUGGCGGGAAGCAGGGAAGGGGAUGGGGGGAAGCUGGAAAGGGGAUGGGGGUAAGCAGGGAAGGGGAUGGGGGAAAGAAGAGAAGGGGAUGGGGGGAAGCAGAGAAGGGGAUGGGGGAAAGCAGAGAAGUGGAUGGGGGGAAGCAGUGGAGGGGAUGGGGGGAAGCAGGGAAGGGGAUGAGGGGAAGCAGGGAAGCGGUUGGGGGGAAGCAGGGAAGGGGAUGGGGGGAAGCAGAGAAGGGGAUGGGGGGAAGCAGGGAAGGGGAUGGGGGGAAGCACGGAAGGGGAUGGGGGGUAGCAGGGAAGGGGAUGGGGGGAAGCAGAGAAGGGGAUUGGGGGAAGCAGGGAAGGGGAUGGGGGGAAGCAGGGAAGGGGAUGGCGGGAAGCAGGGAAGGGGAUGGGGGGAAGCAGGAAAGGGGAUGGGGGGAAGCAGGGAAGGGGAUGGGGGGAAGCAGAGAAGGGGAUGGGGGGAAGCAGGGAAGGGGACGGGGGGAAGCAGGGAAGGGGAUGGCGGGAAGCAGGGAAGGGGAUGGGGGGAAGCUGGAAAGGGGAUGGGGGUAAGCAGGGAAGGGGAUGGGGGAAAGAAGAGAAGGGGAUGGGGGGAAGCAGAGAAGGGGAUGGGGGAAAGCAGAGAAGUGGAUGGGGGGAAGCAGUGGAGGGGAUGGGGGGAAGCAGGGAAGGGGAUGAGGGGAAGCAGGGAAGGGGUUGGGGGGAAGCAGGGAAGAGGAUGGGGGGAAGCAGAGAAGGGGAUGGGGGGAAGCAGGGAAGGGGAUGGGGGGAAGCACGGAAGGGGAUGGGGGGUAGCAGGGAAGGGGAUGGGGGAAAGCAGAGAAGGGUAUGGGGGGAAGCAGAGAAGAGGAUGGGGGGAAGGAGGGAAGGGGAUGGGGGAAAGCAGAGAAGGGGAUGGUGGAAGCAGGGAAGGGGAUGGGGGGAAGCACGGAAGGGGAUGGGAGGAAGCAGAAAAGGGGAGGGGGGAAGCAGGGAAGGCGAUGGGGGGAAGCAGAGAAGGGGAUGGGGGAAAGCAGAGAAGGGGAUGGAGGAAGCAGAGAAGGGGAUGGGGGAAAGCAGGGAAGGGGAUGGGGGGAAGCAGGGAAGGGGAUGGGGGAAAUCAGAUAAGGGGAUGGGGGGAAGCAGAGAAGAGUAUGGGGGGAAGCAGAGAAGGGGAUGGGGGAAAGCAGGGAAGGGGAUGGGGGGGAAGCAGAGAAGGGUAUGGGGGGAAGCAGGGAAGGGGAUAG
This is a messenger RNA of Closterium sp. NIES-65, 4797 nucleotides long. NCBI's taxonomy places the organism in Eukaryota, Viridiplantae, Streptophyta, Zygnematophyceae, Desmidiales, Closteriaceae. The record is from the annotation of a GenBank genome assembly.